Blastocystis hominis is the source of this 459-nucleotide messenger RNA. RefSeq lists its product as hypothetical. The transcript is spliced from 2 exons. The record is from RefSeq and is a predicted model, not a curated record. NCBI's taxonomy places the organism in Eukaryota, Bigyra, Opalinata, Blastocystidae. Bases 1 to 459 code for a protein of 152 amino acids.
AUGCAGGAGCUGUUCUCUGAGUUCGCACGCGAGGAGUUUCCGGAGCUGGUUUCGCGCUUGGAGUCGUUUGAUGAGCACAUUCUGUCGAUUUCUCUCUCAUGGUUUAUGCAUUGGUUCAUUCACACGCUGCCGAUGAUGACGGUGGUGCGCGUCUGGGAUGUGAUUUUCAUCGAGGGAGACAAGGCGCUGAUGCGUUUAGCGCUGGCUUUGGUUGCGAUCAACCAGGAGAAUCUGAUGAGCGUGGAGGACGACAGUGAUUUAGCGGUGAUGUUUCGUCAAAUCGGGAUGCUGCAGUUUAAUGCAGAUGAACUUAUCAAAACGGCGUAUCCUCCCAAAGGGUUGAUUUUCUCUGGCCGUCGUAUUCUCAAAGUCAACCAUUCUGUACUAAAUAACUUGCGUCAGACAAAGAGAGAGAAAUAUGAUAAGAAAAGCAAGGAUAUUGAGAGCGAUGAUGAAUGA